Messenger RNA from Penicillium odoratum, 507 nucleotides. RefSeq lists its product as uncharacterized. The record is from RefSeq and is a predicted model, not a curated record. NCBI's taxonomy places the organism in Eukaryota, Fungi, Ascomycota, Eurotiomycetes, Eurotiales, Aspergillaceae. The transcript is spliced from 2 exons. The coding region runs from base 1 to 507 and encodes 168 amino acids.
AUGUACAACACAUUGGUAGAUCCUAGACGACAGACAGUGUUCCCAGACGUAGAUGAUGGUAGACGGUGGUGCUUUCAGACGGUGGUGCUUUCAGACGGUGGUGCUUUCAGACGGUGGUACGCUAAACGACAGUACAUCCCAUCCACAGAGUACGAGAUGGGUGCGGACAGCUCGAAAGAACCGGGGGUUGCUUGGGCAAAGUUUGCACCAGACCUGGACCCGGAAAGCCCGGUAAGGUGGGAGGAGGCCUCAGCAUUUCCUGGAUAUUCGUCAACCGUUGUCCAAGAGUCCUCACUUGUGGGCGGAUGGCAAGCGGCACUUAUAGCAGCUGAACAUGAACCAGCCACUGGUGCGUUAGACUUCAGUCGUCUCAAUGCCAAUACGCCCAAUAUGAGUAACAUUGUAGCCCCGACCAGAAUAGCAAGAAGAGCGAAGGUUGGAGAGUAUCCAAGCACAUGCUCAUAUACUGUCCCACGGGAUUGUAUUGUAUUUUUGCGGUGUAUGUAA